Messenger RNA from Drosophila subpulchrella, 724 nucleotides. RefSeq lists its product as uncharacterized. The record is from RefSeq and is a predicted model, not a curated record. Lineage: Eukaryota; Metazoa; Arthropoda; Insecta; Diptera; Drosophilidae. Bases 72 to 668 code for a protein of 198 amino acids. The transcript is spliced from 2 exons.
UGUGGCGUGCAGUUUAAGAUCAGGGCGGAAUUAAAAAGUACUUUCUCGAAAUCCUUGCGGCUCCGUUCAAAAUGCCGCACAAGCGUAAAACCCGACUCCAUGUGAACCAGCGGAACUGCACCACGCGACGUGUCCAAUUGGCGCCUUCAGCACCGCCAAAUGUCCACGUCGAGUCCUGCAACGGCCAUGGCGUGGAGAUCCCGACGCCGCCCCGUCCGAAGGGCAAAGUGUGCCAACUGAGGACAUCCUGCAAACCUUUUACGUUGGACAAGUUAGCCGUGCCCCAAUACAAUACCACCGUGCGCAAGCAGAACGAGGUUCGAAUCAUCUCCAGCGUUAUGCUAGACAAGAAAUUUAGUCCGGAGAGCAUGGCUUCAAUAGCUCCCAAGGUAACCCAGAAGAUGAAUUUCCCGAUGGAUCAGGCGGUCUUUCAUGAUCUGGUGACCCUGAACGUCAACGAUUCCAUUCUGGUGCCGAAGAAGAGCUCGUUCAAGAGCAAGACGUCCAAGGAAACCGAACCGAGCAAGCUCAAAGGCGAGCCCCAAUUGGCCGACUAUGCGGAGAAGGUCGAAACCCUUGAGAUGGCCAUUCCAGAGCCCGAGCUCCAUUUGGACUUCACACCAGAACCCUUCGAUUUCCUCGGCGCGUACAAGAAGAUCUUCUGUUAGAGUUACAUUUUAUUUAUAAAUAUAUCCGAGUCGCAUGCCAGUUAGUGCAUCCUUAA